CAGCCAUUUUUUCACUGCCCUCUUCUGCAAUUUUAUUUGGUAAAUUUCGAUUUAACUGUUUUUAUUUAUUUUGGUUUUAUUUUCUUCAUAUGCAGACAUCAUUAACUUCCAUCAUUCUUCGCCACUCUUCUUCCGCCGCUCUCACCUCCUUACUCCGCCGCACGAAGAUAUAUCACGGCGGAUGCGGAUUCGGAGUUGGAAUCCGCCGCAACUUUUAUUUCCUCUCAGGGAGACGAGAGAAUCCUCCAGAUCCGAGAAAGAAUGUAAUCAGAGCCUUCCUUGCGCCGGUUCUCUCGUUGGACGACAAACCUAGCCUUGCGUCUAAUGAUGCCAUCGGCACCGUCCUCACCGGUCAAGCGAACUAUAUGCGCGUCAUUGUCCAGGACGUAGCUGACGACGGAGAUGAACGAUCGUAUAAGAUCGGAUUUGAGCUGCUUUGCGUGGUGAGAGCGUUGCUGAAAAAGGUACGGAGGAGCGUUCUGGUUGGGGAUAAGGUACUCGUCGGAUCAAUCGAUUGGGUUGAGCAGAGUGGAGUGAUCGAGAAUGUGUUCGAGCGACGCACGGAGAAUCUGGAUCCACCGGUGGCGAAUGUCGAUCACUUGCUUGUUCUUUUCUCUCUGGAUCGACCGAAACUUGAGCCAAACACACUCACGAGGUUCUUGGUUGACGCUGAAUCCUCUGGGAUUCCACUCACACUUGCCCUGAACAAAUGCGAACUCAUCACUGAAGGGGAAUUGGAAUCUUGGAGGAUAAGACUGCGUGGAUGGAACUACGAACCAUUGUUCUGCAGUGUGGAAGAUAAAGUAGGACUUGAUGAGAUUGCAUUGAUCCUGCGAAAUCAGACCUCUGUGAUUAUUGGGCCGAGUGGUGUUGGAAAGUCGAGCUUAAUCAACUAUUUGAGAAGUAGAUUUGGUGGUGACUUUGAUGAGAAAACAGGGUUUAAGCCGAGAUUAAGCCGAAGCAAUAAAAACAAAUGGUAUGAAGAUCAGGACGUAGGGUAUGUUUCUAGAGGAAAUGGUAAGCCGAAGCAAUAAAAACAAAUUCGAGAUACAUUUGUACUUUGAUCUACACAUAUACUAAAGUAAACAGAGAUAUGGUCAAAACUCAGCAGCAACGUCACUGAACAGAUACUAAACUGGAACCUGUGAAGGGUUUCAUAGGCAUAAUCUUCAUCUUCAGGAAUUUACUCAGAGAAGUCUUAAACUGUGGAGCCUUUGUUGGAAAAAACUUGAAUUUGAGAGCCUUCUUCUUCUUCUUCUCUGAAACAACAACAUCCCUUGUUGAUUUCUUAGAAGAAGCUCUUGUGAUUCUCAUCUUCAUCCUCAACAAGAACGAGUUUACUCUCUCUUCACGACGCAAGAAGCGAUGAAACACCAACUCAAACGCGCUUCCUCUCUCCUCAGGUUUCCUAGAGAAACAAGUCUCGAUGAAGCUCCGUGCAUCGCAAGGCAAACUCUCCGGAAUCUCAGGAGCUUUGCCAUCAAGAAGACGAGUCUUGAGAUCAUCGAGUCCAACGCCUUUCCAUGGAACCACUCCUGUGUACAUCUCCAGGACAAGGCAUCCCAC
Messenger RNA from Thlaspi arvense, 1566 nucleotides. Lineage: Eukaryota; Viridiplantae; Streptophyta; Magnoliopsida; Brassicales; Brassicaceae. The record is from the annotation of a GenBank genome assembly.